AUGGCGUCGUCGUCGUCGUCGCCGUCGGCGUCGGGGCCGAGCAGGUACGCGUCGGCGCUCCACAGACGGACGCACAGGGUGACCUCGGCGCUGGCGCACGCGGCGCUGGAGUGGACCCUCAUCGCGCUGCUGCUCAUCAACGGCCUCCUCACCCACGCCGUCGCGCGCUUCGCGGCCUACUUCGGCCUCAGCCCGCCCUGCCUCCUCUGCGUCCGCGUCGACCGGCUCUUCGGGGCGCCGGAGGAGGAGGACGGCGACGAGGGCGACGCGCGGUGGCUGCGCGGCGUGCUCUGCGGCGCCCACGCCGCGGAGAUCUCCGGGAUGGGGUACUGCCUCCGCCACCGCCGGCUCGUCGCCGAGGCCGCCGACAUGUGCGAGGGGUGCAUCUCUUCUUGGAAGAAAGAGAGCAGAAACCGUGCGGAGGAGACCACGGUGUGCUCUUGCUGCAGAAUUCUAGUGGAGAUCCCUUCUCGCGCGUUGCCCCCUGACGAUACACAUCCGAGGGAAGAUCCUGCUGCUGUACACGAGCAGACAGCCGGAGAGGAAGAAACAAAAGAUCAAGGCUAUGUUCUACUGGAUCAAGAAGACCACGAAGACGAAGAAGAGGAGCAAGCAGAGGCGGAGCAGCAAAACGAAGAGGAGAUUAAGGCGGCUCCUGCUGAGGAGCAAGUGAUCGCACGGGGCGAGGAGAGCAUGGCCAGGGACGAUCGGGUCAAGGCUAUGUUCUACUGGCUCAUGUGGAUGACGAUUGCUGCUGGGGAGGACGAGUCCGUGGCACAGGGCGAAGAGAUCGAGCACGAUCGGUUGGUGCCGGUGGUGGCACUUGAUGGGAUGACGGUCGCCGACGAUUCGGAUGCCGGCGAGGGGCAGGGCGAGAUGGAUCGUACAGACGAUGAGCGCGAUCCGGAUGAUCUUGACACCGCAGUGGUUCUGGAGGAGAAGAGGAUGCUCGCUUCUUCGGUUGCAACGGCGUCUGCCAUGAUCGACAAUUCUGCCGAGGAACUGGUUCUUCAAGAUGCCACUGUUGAAAUCGGAGAAUCUAUAACUGAAGAAGAAGAAGACAUCGCUGUGCCUCAUGCUACUGAAGCAGUUCCUGAAGAUGGCAACAAAUCAGCAGAGGUGGAGACUAACUGCGAGGUAUCAAUCGGAAGCGACAUAUGCGAGCAGGAGCAAGAUGGCCAUGGUGUUCCGUUUCAAGAACUGGUGGCGCUUGAGGAGCUGUUUUCUCCAUUGGAAUAUGCAGAUGAUCUGACAUUGCCGCCGGAAAGCUUCCAUGGAUCAGCGAGAGCUGAGCAAGAAUCAAGUGAAACCGAACAGAGAUUAGAUUACCUAUCAACUGACCAGAACGAGAACGACCAAGACAGGGCACCUGGGACACCCACAUACAGUUUCACUUCACAGAAUUCAGGCAAGAGGUUUUUGCUCGAAAGGAAGUUGUCACUGUCCUUAUCCAUGGAUGGAAGUGUGUCGAGCGAGAUCGAGUGCGGUGACCCUCCCACCAUUGAGCAGCUGAAAUCGACGCUCCAAACGGAGCGGAAGGCGCUCAGCGCAAUGUACGCGGAGCUCGAGGAAGAGAGAAAUGCAGCCGCCAUCGCGACCAACCAGACGAUGGCGAUGAUCAACAGGCUGCAGGAGGAGAAGGCCGCGAUGCAGAUGGAGGCGCUGCAGUACCAGAGGAUGAUGGAGGAGCAGUCUGAGUACGACCAGGAGGCGAUGCAGCUGCUGACGGAGCUGGUCACCAAGAGGGAGAGGGAGAAGCAGGAGUUGGAGAGGGAGCUGGAGCUGUGUAGGCAGAAGCUGCUGCACUAUGAGGACAAGGAGAGGAGGAGAAUGGCGACAUUCAAGGAGAAUGGUAAUGGCACCUCAGAGUCUUCGAGUGAUGAGGACAGCGACGAGCACUCCGAUGACGAAUGUGAGCUCGGCGAGUCUCCGAACGGCAGUGGCAAUCUUCACAGCUCGCCUGAUGCUGCUGUUAGCCCCAGGACGGGUCAAGAAAACACCAGUCAUCUCGUGGAGCUGGAUGAUUCCCUUACGUACUUCGAGAUGGAGAGGCUGUCCAUCCUGGACGAGCUCAAGACACUUGAGGAGAGGCUCUUCACACUGGAAGACGACGACACCAAUGUGGCUUUUGACCGUUCCUCAGACGAUUUCGUGCUGUCAACGGACGGUGUCCAUUCUCCGGAGAAUGGUCUCACUGGCAACAAGGCGAAGUUCGAAGGCAGAAGUUCUGUUUCUAGAGGAAAGAGCCUGCUGCCUCUCUUCGAUGCAGUUCGUGAAGAGAACUGCGAUCGUACAUCAGCUGCACAGGCUGAUGAUUCGACGAACCCGAUCGCCGUGUUUGUGAAAGAGAAAGAGAGGCUGGCGAUAAUAGAGGAGGUUGAUCAUGUGUAUGAGAGAUUGCAAGCACUAGAGGCAGACAAGGAGUUCCUCAGGCACUGCAUCAAGUCCCUCAAGACUGGAGAUAAGGGCAUGUAUCUUCUUCAGGAGAUCUUGCAACACCUCCGCGAACUCCGCAAUGUGGAACUUCAUGUUAAGAAUGCCGGUGGCGCCAUCGCAGGAAAUUCAGCAUAGCUGUUGCAUCCAUACAUUUUAUGUGAUUUAGUUGUUCGGCUAUGGAUAGUCGAUUCAGAUGGUCCAAGAUAUGGUCCCUUUGCAAGAUAAUGGCUUGUUUUAAGGGACGAUUUGCUCGUCUUGCCCGUGGGGGCCUGAAGCAAGUCUCCCCUGCCGUGCUGGUCCAGCAUUGCCGGCUUUAUGAUGUGGUUGGUGGUGGCAGGAAUCAUUGGCCCUUCCAAAGCUUAACCAAGUUGAAUCAUGGUGCCAGCUUCGGAGGCAUCCACAACACUUCGAAAGUAGACGUAGAGAAAAUCAGAAAGAGGGUAAAGUUUGUCUGAAUGAAGAUGUGGAGGACUUUUUUUUCUUUGUUUUCGCUUUUCGCUUUUCUUUAUUUUGGUUAGUUCUCAGAUUUUCUUGUGCAGAGGUGGAGAACGUUCAUGAUUUUUGUUAGUACUUUAUAUGAGGUUGUAGGUUUGUAGCUUGUACGGUUGGUACUUGCAGUUUGUCCUUUUUACAAAAAAAAAAAGGCAGACGGGGCUGCUUUUCAUUGCAAUUGCAAUGUAGAAGGAGCUGUUUGUUCCUCGCUUGGCACUUCGCAGUCAGUUUUGAUGAAGAAAGAAAGCUCGUUAUGAUGGAUC
This is a messenger RNA of Lolium rigidum, 3191 nucleotides long. Its product is annotated as myosin-binding protein 2-like. The coding region runs from base 1 to 2571 and encodes 856 amino acids. The record is from RefSeq and is a predicted model, not a curated record. The transcript has 4 exons. Gene Ontology annotation, molecular function: myosin binding. Lineage: Eukaryota; Viridiplantae; Streptophyta; Magnoliopsida; Poales; Poaceae.